CAGGAAGCCAGAAGGCGGGCCCAGCUUGAAUCACUUCCUCGUCGGUCAAGCUCACCCCACCGCCGGAGAAAUGCCGCCGCGGAGGCGAGAUCGCCGGAGACCCCGCGACCCGUCGCCGCCGCCGCCCUCCGAUGCAAGGGCACCACCACCCUCCGCCUCAGGCAUCCGUAUCACCCUCCUUGCCCCUGCCGUCGUUCUGGUUCUCGUGCUCACCGUGCUUGGCUUCUCCGGCCGCCUCUCUCGGUCCCCUCCCCACCCCCAGACGCUGCAGACCACCGCCCGCUCCGUCUACGAGCGCGGCCUCGUCAAGCGCGACAUCUCCUCACGCGAGAUCCUCGCUGAGCACACAAGGGUUUCCGAGAAGCGGUCGCAGCGCCAGUUCCCGAACCCUGUCCUCGCCUACGUGACACCCUGGAACUCCAAAGGUUAUGACAUGGCAAAAUUGUUCAGUGCAAAGCUUACUCACAUAUCACCAGUGUGGUAUGAUUUGAAGAGUGAUAGGAACAUGUUAGUUCUAGAAGGAGAGCAUAAUUUUGAUGCCACAUGGGUCUCUGAACUUCAAGGCAAUGGGUCCCUGGUAGUACCAAGAGUUGUCUUAGAAGCAUUUCCUGCUGUUAUACUAUUGGAAAAGAUGCAAAAAGCAAAAGCUAUUGAUCUAAUAGUGAGUGAAUGCAGGGAUAAGGGCUAUGACGGUAUUGUGCUAGAAUCCUGGUCAAGAUGGGCUGUUUAUGGUGUGCUGGAUGAUCCAGAGCUACGUUACAUGGCACUUCAAUUUGUUAAGCAGCUGGGGGAGGCUUUGCAUUCAAUCAGCUCUAAAUCAAGUAACCGCCAUUUGGAACUAAUUUAUGUUAUCCCAGCUCCAAGAAUGAAAGAGCUCAGUAAUCAGGACUUUGGACCAGAAGAUCUCCUGCAAUUGGCUGACUCAUUAGAUGGUUUUUCUCUUAUGACAUAUGACUUCUCAGGGCCUCAAAAUCCUGGUCCCAGUGCACCUCUCAAGUGGGUACAGCAUUCUUUAACAACACUCCUUUCAGCCAAAGGUUCUUCGCCUUCUGGUAACCAUUCUCGGAUGAUAUUCCUUGGCAUCAAUUUUUACGGGAAUGAUUUUCUACUGUCUAGAGGCAGCGGUGGUGGUGCUAUCACUGGGAGAGAUUUUGUUCAUUUGCUCGAGAAGUACAAGCCAUCUUUGCAGUGGGAUGAGAAAAGUUUAGAGCACUUUUUCAUCUAUUCGCAUGAAGGUGUGAGGCAUGCUGUAUUUUUCCCAACACUGAUGUCUCUUUCUGUACGUUUGGAUGAAGCGCGAAAUUGGGGAACAGGUCUUUCAAUUUGGGAGAUUGGACAAGGUUUGGACUUCUUUUUUGAUGUUCUAUAGGAAUGCCUCAACAUGCCUUUGUUAUUUUUGGAGGUGUGUCAGUUAAACUACUGCUGUGAAGUAUUUGAGAACCUCAUCCGUAUGGCCUUUUGGUAUUAAAUGCACUUUGGGCGUUCUUUUCAGCAUUGAUAUUAUCAUCUGAUAAUAGUUCACAUCCUCCAUGAGAAAUUGCUGUGUUGAAGUAUUCUCCUCCUUGAGUACACACAAAUGAAGUUAAGAGCCAGCUGUACUCAUCUCUUUAUCUGUAGCAUAUUAUACUGUACACAUAAUGCGCAUUUUCUGGUGUUUUUUAAUA
Messenger RNA from Panicum virgatum (switchgrass), 1664 nucleotides. Its product is annotated as chitinase domain-containing protein 1-like. Gene Ontology annotation, cellular component: extracellular region. Lineage: Eukaryota; Viridiplantae; Streptophyta; Magnoliopsida; Poales; Poaceae. Gene Ontology annotation, biological process: carbohydrate metabolic process. Bases 71 to 1369 code for a protein of 432 amino acids. The record is from RefSeq and is a predicted model, not a curated record. Gene Ontology annotation, molecular function: chitin binding; oligosaccharide binding. The transcript has 8 exons.